This is a messenger RNA of Polypterus senegalus (gray bichir), 1818 nucleotides long. RefSeq names its product zinc finger protein 501-like. The record is from RefSeq and is a predicted model, not a curated record. Lineage: Eukaryota; Metazoa; Chordata; Cladistia; Polypteriformes; Polypteridae. The transcript is spliced from 3 exons. Gene Ontology annotation, biological process: regulation of transcription by RNA polymerase II. Gene Ontology annotation, molecular function: DNA-binding transcription factor activity; RNA polymerase II cis-regulatory region sequence-specific DNA binding. The coding region runs from base 272 to 1486 and encodes 404 amino acids.
CUUUGUUCCGUUUGUUCUGCGGGCUCCUCGGACUGUCGUACAAGACUUGUGUCUGCAAUUUCAGGGACAAAAAGGAGCUGAAGAUGGUAAAAGAAAUAAAGAAUGAAAGGCGAGAAGGAGAACUGUCGGUGUAAAGGAGCCUCCUUUCCAAUUCCCUUGCCUUGCAGCAAGGUGUCUAAUGGCCUCCAGGACUGGGCUGUCCAUGUGAGAAGGGAAUUUUAGAAGAGAAGAGCAGAAACUUGAGGGAGAAAGAAGACUUUAACACAGCGCAAUGGCCUGCACCGACGAGGAUUACCUGGACGAACGACUAGCACACAUUAAACAAGAUGAUUGUCAGUGGGGUGCACCAGAGGAUCUGCGUAUAAAGCUGGAAGAUUGCGAUGGAGGAAUUUCAACUUUGAAGGAAGAGGAGUCUGAGGAGGAAAUCGAUCAGGUUAAAGUGGAGGAUUCAGAAGAGUUCUCAGAUGACCCUGAAGUGCAAAAGUUUGAAUGUGAGAAUAUUGUCAAGCAAGAUGUUUGUGAAGAGCCUCGUUCCAGUUUACAGCCCUGGAUCAAUAAUAUGGGACAACUGACCAUCCAGCAGAAUUCUAUGGACCUGAAAUCUGAGUUAUCUGAGUUUGAAGUAAAAAUUAAUGAAAGAAAUGGGAGAGAAGAACAAGAAGAAGAGCAGCUGUCAUCUAAUUUUCAGGAGAACAGCAGCUUCUCCCCAUCUUCGUUUGCUGAGACGUCUCUUCAUUGCAGACUGCAAGUCAAAGAGGACGAGGAGAAGAUGGCGAUAUCAACAAGAGGAUCAGAGAAUUUGACUGCAGCUUCUUUACAGUGCAGUUCUCUUCUUGUGAGAGAAGCCAUUGAUACUGACCAACAACAAGGACAUUGCACAGAUCAAGAGGCUGUGUGUGCUGGCCUAGAGUGUGGACAUCCUUUUAAAAACAAGUCUGACUGUGAAGAUCUCAAGUCGAUUCAACCAAGACCAAAGCCCUAUUGCUGUUGUGAAUGUGGCAAAACAUUCCUCCAUAAAAGCAGGCUUGAGGCACACAUAAGAGUUCACACUGGAGAAAAACCUCAUUGCUGCUCUGAAUGUGGCAAACAAUUCACUGUCAGUAGCAAUCUUCAGCAGCACACCAGAAGUCAUACUGGAGAGAGACCUUAUGGCUGUUCUGAAUGUGGCAAACAGUUUCCACAAAGAAGUCAUCUUCAGAGCCACAAAAGAAUUCACUCCGGUGAGAAGCCAUAUGUCUGUUCCGAAUGUGGCAAACACUUUUUGUUAAGUACUAAUCUUCAGAGGCAUGAAAGAAUUCAUACUGGAGAGAAGCCAUAUGUCUGUUCCGAGUGUGGCACACGGUUCACUGACGGUAGCUCUCUUCGUCAGCACACACGAAUUCACACUGGAGAGAAGCCAUAUGGCUGUCCUGAUUGUGGUAAACGAUUCUCCCAAAGUAGCAGUCUUCAGAAACACAUAAGAAGUCACACUGUUUUGCCGUUGUGAAUGUGGCAGAAUUUUUUUCCCUAUAUCAGCAGCCUUCACAAUUCUUAUUUCUGUUCUAAAUGUGGUAAGGGAUUCUUGUGUUUAAGUAAUUUCAGUGGGCUCUGUGGUAGAAAUCAACAUAUAUUCAUUAAAGAAAUGUAUCCUGUACCAGGACAAGUUUGAUAAAAACUUUUUUGAGUCAGUAAUCAGGCAGAAGUAAGCUUGUCCGUCUGUGUCAUUUCUUUACUCUUGCAGCACCAUGCUGAAGAGGGAAUAUCCAUCACAGCAGUCUGUUCCAGAAUGAUCCAAAUAUUAAGGGUUUAGGUGUGUUUUAUAAGUAAGUGAAUUUACAU